CUGCCGUGGUAAUCGGCAGGUACACACAUCACUGUAGUCGUCACUCAUCGCCGGUCCGUCCACUAGUACGCAAUACGUUUUGUCUUAACAUCAUAUUAUUAUUUUUGAAAUACAAGACUGUCACGCAAUGAAGUACGCAAAAUUGAGUUCCGGUGGAAACAUGCCGAUGGUCGGCUAUGGUACAUGGCAGGCCGUGGACAGUGUUUUGGAAUCAGCCUUAAAUGAAGCCCUGAAGUGUGGAUACAGGCACAUCGAUACGGCAACGGCUUACGAGAACGAACACGUCAUAGGAAAAGUUUUGAAAGAAUGGAUUACAUCUGGCAAAGUGACUAGAGACGAGUUAUUUAUCGUCACCAAGCUUCCCCCUUUCAAAAAUCGGCCUGAAGACUUGGAGGAAUGUUUAAAAAAAUCGCUAAAAGACUUGCAGUUGGACUACGUUGACAUGUACUUGAUACACACUCCGUUCAGCGUGAUCGCGGGAAAAUCGUCCGUCUUAAGCGACAUGGAAAUUGAUGUUACCACUGAUCACUUGGCGACCUGGAAGAUGAUGGAGAAACAGGUGACUGAUGGCCGAGCAAAGGCGAUCGGCUUGUCGAACUUCAACAUUCGUCAAAUACAGAGGGUGCUAGACAAUUGUAAGAUCAAGCCUGAAAACUUGCAAGUAGAAAAUCAUCUAUACCUCCAACAACCUGAACUCGUAGAAUAUUGCAAAAGCAACGAUAUUAUUGUAACGGCGUAUUCGUGUUUAGGGGCAAAAGGCGGUCGAGAAUCUUUGGGAAUGAAUUGGACGAAGGAUUUGCCGGAAAUUAUGGAAAACGAAGUACUAUUGAACAUUGCGAAGAAACACAGCAAGACUCCGGCCCAAGUGUUGUUGCGAUUUAUUGUCCAGAAAGGUAUCGUGGUCAUACCAAAAAGUACCAAUCCACAGCGAUUGAUGUCAAAUAUAGAGAUUUUCGACUUUGAAUUGGACGAGCAAGACAUGGAAGCCUUGAUUGAUCAGGAUGCGGGAGAAGGAGGCCGUAUCGUACGACUUUUAUUCUUCAAAGGAAUCUUAGAUCAUCCAGAAUAUCCUUUUGAAAAAAGUGUUUGAGCACGAAUUUAAUUCAACGACAAAUACGACAGCCCACUAUUACACGCGAAUGAACCAAAUUCAAACUAUAUAAAGUAGCAUCUGAUGAUAUCCGAUUAUUUAAAUAUUUAUUGUAAGCCUAUGCCUUAAACUGCUAGGUUCACGUCGAUCAAUUUGUAUUUGUACCAAACUCUACAAAGAUUCCUUCGUCUAGACAUGUUACAAAAUAUCCAAAUGUAUGUAAUUCAUUUUUA
Molecule: messenger RNA, 1323 nt
Organism: Melanaphis sacchari
Lineage: Eukaryota; Metazoa; Arthropoda; Insecta; Hemiptera; Aphididae
Product: alcohol dehydrogenase [NADP(+)]-like
Exons: 7
Coding region: 128-1090 (320 amino acids)
Cellular component (GO): cytosol
Molecular function (GO): aldose reductase (NADPH) activity
Source: RefSeq, a predicted model, not a curated record